CAACUUCUACCAAAAUGGCCAACGCGUCUCAGAAGAAAAUUGCCGCUCAAAAUGUGCGUAUGUUACGUUUUAUGCGUUACUGCUCUAUAGUAGUCAACGGUUUGUUUAUUGUGUUGCGUUUUUUCGUUAGAAGUAAGCUUUCUAAAAAGUCCACGGCAUUGUUUUUGUUGGUGUCCGGAAGUGCUGCUCUCCUCCACGCCCAGUUAUCAAAGCUUUCUACCCCGGUUUACAACGAGCACGGUGCGCUCGUUAAGGUGGGCCAAGACUUGACUGCACCUGGUUUGACUUCAUACUUGCUGGCCUACAUUGCGUUCUGUUGGUUCAUUGUGUUGGCUGUGGCACUAACCACCACAAAAGCUUUUCUUCUGUUUCUCGCUAUUCCUGGCUUCAUUGUAUACAAAGGCUUUCCUCUGUUGAAAACCGUUUUGGGUCAACUCAAGGGAUUCGCUGCCCAGCAAUCCUCCGGCGCAGACACCACAGAGCCUGCAGGCGAACCUCAGCUUUCGAAACGCCAGCAAAAGCUUCGUAAGAGAGCUCAAAAAUUCCAACGCUAGAUCUAAACAAAAAGCACGUGCUCGCCAAGAUAACUCUAAUUACAAAGGCUAACAAAAUGUACAAAAGCAACAUUUCGCAAUUGUCCUAAAUUCACUCAUAGUUAAAAGUUAACGGGGAACCGCUCAUUCAUUAUUAAUACAAAAACAUUGAUGGGGAGAGGAA
This is a messenger RNA of Schizosaccharomyces japonicus yFS275, 717 nucleotides long. Its product is annotated as DUF788 family protein. The coding region runs from base 15 to 554 and encodes 179 amino acids. Gene Ontology annotation, cellular component: endoplasmic reticulum membrane. Lineage: Eukaryota; Fungi; Ascomycota; Schizosaccharomycetes; Schizosaccharomycetales; Schizosaccharomycetaceae. The record is from RefSeq and is a predicted model, not a curated record. The transcript has 2 exons.